AUGAGAGAGAGAGGGAGGGGGGGCGGGGGGAGUGGAAGAGUGGGGGAAGAGUGGGGGAGGAGAGGGACACUGUGUGAUCAUGAUGUCAUUAGGAGAUUCCCGCAGACAGAGGAGACUCCUGAGGGACGACUAAAGAGGAACACCGCGCAGGGACCAGACGCACACGCAAGGACCAGACGCACACGCAGGGACCAGACGCACACGCAGGGACCAGACGCACACGCAGGGACCAGACGCACACGCAGGGACCAGACGCACACGCAGGGACCAGACGCCCACGCAGGGACCAGACGCACACGCAGGGACCAGACGCACACGCAGGGACCAGACGCACACGCAGUGACCCGACGCACACGCAGGGACCAGACGCACACGCAGGGACCAGACGCACACGCAGGGACCAGACGCACACGCAGGGACCAGUCGCACACGCAGGGACCAGACGCACACGCAGGGACCAGACGCACACGCAGGGACCAGACGCACACGCAGGGACCAGACGCCCACGCAGGGACCAGACGCACACGCAGGGACCAGACGCACACGCAGGAUCCAGACGCCCACGCAGGGACCCAGACGCACACGCAGGGACCAGACGCACACGCAGGGACCAGAUGCACACGCAGGGACCAGACGCACACGCAGGGACCAGACGCACACGCAGGGACAAGACGCACACGCAGGGACAAGACGCACACGCAGGGACCAGACGCACACGCAGGGACCAGACGCACACGCAGGGACCAGACGCACACGCAGGGACCAGACGCACACGCAGGGACCAGACGCACACGCAGUGUUUGCUCCUGUUUGGUUACGUUAAAGCGUUAA
Knipowitschia caucasica is the source of this 831-nucleotide messenger RNA. NCBI's taxonomy places the organism in Eukaryota, Metazoa, Chordata, Actinopteri, Gobiiformes, Gobiidae. The record is from the annotation of a GenBank genome assembly.